This is a messenger RNA of Egretta garzetta (little egret), 1827 nucleotides long. RefSeq names its product COBW domain containing 1 (gene ZNG1A). Gene Ontology annotation, cellular component: cytoplasm. The record is from RefSeq and is a predicted model, not a curated record. NCBI's taxonomy places the organism in Eukaryota, Metazoa, Chordata, Aves, Pelecaniformes, Ardeidae.
AAACAACUCUUCUGAAUUACAUACUGACAGAACAACAUAAUAAAAGAAUAGCAGUUAUUCUGAAUGAGUUUGGAGAAGGAGCUGUGGCCUCCAUGUUCUGGGUGGAUUCUGAGCUGGGAAGUGAUAUCUAUCUUGAUGGUAUUGUAUCUGUUGUUGAUGCAAAGCAUGGAUUGCGGCACUUGACGGAAGAAAAGCCAGAAGGCCUUGUCAAUGAAGCAUCUCGGCAGGUUGCAUUAGCUGAUCUUAUAAUCAUCAAUAAAACAGAUUUGGUUUCAGGGGAAGAGUUGAAUAAAGUCAGAACAUCUGUCAGGUCAAUAAAUGGACUUGUUAAAAUUCUAGAGACACAAAGAUCAAGAGUUGAUCUCUCCAAUGUCUUGGACCUGCAUGCUUUUGACAGUUUAUCUGGAAUAAGUUUGCAGAAAAAGCUUGAGCAUGUAAAGACAACACAUGCACAUCUAGAUAAGGGUAUAAUUACAGUAACAUUUGAAGUUCCAGGAAAUAUAAAAGAAGAAAACUUACAUCUUUUUAUUCAGAAUCUUCUGUGGGAGAAGAGUGUGAAAGAUAAGACUGGACGCACCAUGGAUGUGGUAAGACUGAAGGGACUGGUAUCUAUUCAAGGCAAAUCUCAUCAGGUGAUAGUCCAAGGUGUCCAUGAGCUCUAUGAUCUGGAAGAGACUACAGUAGCCUGGGAAGAAGAUGAAAAGAGAACAAAUAGACUGGUCCUAAUAGGCAGGAACUUGGAUAAGGAGACCAUCAAAGAGGUAUUCAUAGCCACUGUGAGAGAGACAAGGAAGCAGUUGACAUCAAACUACAAAACCCAUGAAAUGUCUGCUUAACCCUGCAAGCUUUUUAUGACAGAAAAGACCGAAUGACAUGCAGUAUAGUAGGUUUUUUUCCUCUUGCAGUUUACACAACAGUUAAACCCUGAAAGUCCUCCUAAGAAUCCCAGCUGACCCACUGUUCAUAGAUGAGCUCUUAUGAUCUUGAAUCAAACACAAGGAAUUCUACCAUUCUGGAUUUGGCUUAAGAUGUGCCAGUAACGUGAUUUACCUGUGCAGAAAUGCAGAUAGGCAAAAGACUCCUUUACACUGUACACAAAGUAUUACAGUAGGAAUAUGGUAAACAUGUUUGAAGCAUAGUGCUUUCUCCAGCUAAGUCUUUUACUGAUGGAAAUGAAGUAACAGCGAUUAUUGCCAGUGAAAAAUAUUUUGUUUACUAUUAAACUGUCUUCCAUCUCUUUCCACUCGUUUGUGAUUUUUGAAUGUAUACAUCCAUCCCAGGUACUGCUAAACCUGUUGUAGAAAUGAAACUAAAAUUUUAAUACAUACAUAGCAGAGGCUCAAGACGACACGGAACAUACACUAUCUGCAUAAUAGCUGUGUGUCAUUUGUCACAUACCUAACAUUUGCUUUAGGAUAAAAGGCACAUCAAACUAAAAAAGAAAAAGGAUGCCAUUCCUUUAUCAGCCAUCUUAAAAAAUAUCUUUGUGCUUCUACUAAAAGAAAUUAGUUUGGAGUUUGUCUCCAAAGAGCUAAGGAAGGAGGCAUGGUUAAUCUUUCACUUCCAGGAGCUGGUGUCUGGAUUGAUUAAUAGAUAAAGUCAUGUGUCCAAAUAGGAUCGAGCUCUUCAGUCUCCCAGUAGAUGCAUUAGCAGAUGUUACUUCAUUCCUCACAUCAUAACUAGUUUUAGAUAGCUUGAAGAAGUUGCCAGAAAUUAGCAAUUUCUGUAAAUUAAGGCAUGGUGAAAAGAAAGAACAAACUACUUGCAAUGCUGCUUUCCGUUUAGCGGAGCACUUGAGUUCUCAUUUGAGUGUGAUGGGUAUACUGU